AUGCCAAUGGCUAGAGGCUCCUCCGGAAAUCCAGCCCAGCCAGAUCUCCUUUCAGGCUGGAGCUGGGACCACCCUCCUUUGUCUGGAGCUGGGGAAACUGGUUUGGGGAACUGGAGAGUUUCUGGUGUCACCCGCACCCUUUCUCUUCUGGGGGCUGUUCUCAGCGAGGGGAGAGCCAUGCAGACAGGCGCUCCUUUUCAGCAUGAACAGGUGGGAAGCCUGGAACCAGAGAAGGAUGCUGGGGGGCUGGGGGUGGGCGAGGAGUGCUGGCGCCGGCGGGAAGGCUUUGACAGGGCUGUGAAGGAGGUCUUCACACAUCCCGUGUCCUGGACACCAGCCUCCCUCUUCUAUCCUCGGAUCCAUCUGAUGCCAAAGCCAGUGUUCCUUCCUCCCCACACACAGCAGUCAGAAGCCACCUGCAAGUGCAAUCAGAGAGAGUCAGACUUUGACCGUGUGAAGAUACAAGAUGAUUCCAGGGCCCUGGCCCAGGACUGGAGAAGCUGUGGGAAGCAGGUCUGCAGGCCUGCCCAGGAGCCAAAUAAAAGCCGGGGUCAGAGGAAGGAGCAGCAGAAUGUGAAGUCAGAGGCCUCUGGACUGUCACAGGGCACAUGUGACACGGUGGCCGUGCCUCCACGUGUGAAUUUGCAAGAGCCGCAGAGCCUGAUGUUACAUAUCUGCCGGCUGACUGUGGAAGUGGGCGUGUCUGUGCACAUGGCUGGGUGUACCUGUCUCAGAUCAGGGAAAAAGCAAAUAAUUAUUGUGAGCUUUGUGCUCUCCAAGAGCAACGACGCGGUGCGCCAGGCAGAGAACCUGGGGAGCGUUCAGGCUCUACACGUGCGCCAGCCUCCGAGCGCACGUCCCCGAGUGACCCGUGCGCGCCCCCCACCCUCUCCUGGGCACUUGCACGAUUUUCCAUCCCAUCCUUUUUUCCCCUUUAACCCUUUUUGUGUAUCGCCCUUGUGCUAUUGCCCUGCUCACCCCGCCCCCCGCAACUAUCUUUGUAUGACAGUUGCAUCCACGGGUUCAAGAUGCUUGGGCGUGUGUGUGUGUGUGUGUGUGUGUGUGUAUGUAUGUGAGUGUGUGUGCAUGUGUGCGAGUGUGUGUCGCGCGCCUCGGAGAGUCAGACCUGCGCUGCUGUGCCUCUGGGCCCGGCUGGAGCGGGGCGUCCGGCCCUUGGGUGUUGCGCUGUGUGUGAGGAUGAGGUGGGAAGCUGCCCCCACGCCAGGCCUUUGCCCCGGGCAGCGGUUGACAAAGCAGCGGGCCGGCGCGGGCUUUGUUUUUAACUGUGAUAAAUGGGGUGUGUUUGCACGGUCCCCUUUCCCCACAUCCCCUCUCCCUCACAUUCUGCUACAACAAUAGCUUGAUUUUCCCCUCUUCUCCCCACCUCCACUCCACAUUUCUUUCAUUUUCUUUUAAUAAAAAAUUCCCACCUCCCAAGCAAAUCCGAGAUGCAUUUAGAUUCAUUUUUUUUCUUUUUUGUAUUCUGCCUCUGGACUCACAUUUCUCGUCUUGGAAAUGUUUCUUCUAUCCUCUCCCACUCCACGUCUGCUUAAAUCCCUGCUGGCUCAGGCCCUCCUCCCCCUCUCCCCACUCCCUCACACACAGAAUGAUGUCUUCCCUUGGCCGACCAGGGCUCCUCUACCAAGUCGGGGUGGGGGGUGGGGUCGCAGGGCCAGCGCUUUAGUGCGCCCCAGGGGCCCGAUUGGGCAAGAAAAGGAAAGCCCAGCCCUAUUUUAUCCAGCCCAGCUGUCCCCAGCCCCGCGCCUCUCCCCAGAACCUAAAAGGCAAGCUUGGCCCCCUUAGGCCUGUUUGAACCGCAGUUUUUUGUGUGAUGAUAGAAUGAUGACAUUCUGCAUUUAUCAAAUCUUUUUUUUUCUUCAUUGUGUAGCUCAGUGAAUGGUCAACUCGCUGCUGUGUGCGCUGUGACCCUUCUGCCUCCGCAUUUAGCUGUAUUGUGACACCCUCUUAACCAUUUCCUGUCUCCAUCUGAGGAAGGCAUUGCUAUUUAAGCGGCAGUAUCCCCUAUCUCAGGCCAGCCUAGCCAUGGGGGUGAGGGGGAGUGGGUGUGUGAGGAAGAAAGAGGGGGGCUG
Messenger RNA from Mandrillus leucophaeus (drill), 2090 nucleotides. RefSeq lists its product as uncharacterized. The record is from RefSeq and is a predicted model, not a curated record. Lineage: Eukaryota; Metazoa; Chordata; Mammalia; Primates; Cercopithecidae.